GGUGACAUGUUGCAGCUGCUGUAGACGACAAGCUCAAAACGACAGCUUAUCUCGUUGUUUGAGAAAGUCAGUGCUACUGCGCACGUUAUCUGCUAACAGUAAACAUGCUUUUAAUUUAAUCACGAAUAACCAAAUGGUAGUGUUUAAGUGUAUCGUGAGCAUGUAAGUGGGUUGUAAAGUAUCUUAGCGAACGUAAAAUACCAAACAUCUGAAAGACAAAACACUAGUGCCCAUGUUAUGUAGCUAGCUAGUUAGCAGUAGCACAGACUCAAGCUAGUUUUGAUCUGUAAUCGUGUAAUCUAACAAGACCACAGGUUGCAACAUGGGACGAAAGAAGCAAGGCAAGUUUGCGCGUUCUGACAAUAAAAGCAAAGACAGACGGCAUAGAAUGAAGGGAAAAUCGUUGGAGGCUUUUACAGAAGAAAUGCACUCCGCUUUUGAAGCAAGUCUUAACUUGGAAGACGGAGCACAGGCCCCACAGGUGAAGCUACCUUGCCCACUGGCCAUGUGGGAGUUGGGUCAUUGUGAUCCAAAACGAUGCACUGGCAGAAAGCUGGUGAGGAAGGGUUUUGUUCGUAACCUCCGACUCAAUCAGAGGUUCAGUGGACUCAUACUGAGUCCAAUGGGCACAAAGUACGUGACACCAGCAGACAGAGAGAUUGUGGCUCAGAAUGGGUUAGCAGUGAUUGACUGUUCAUGGGCCAAACUGGAAGAAACGCCCUUCAGUAAGAUGGUUGGCAGUCAUCCCAGGUUGCUGCCGUACCUCGUUGCUGCAAACCCCGUCAACUACGGCAAACCCUGCAAGUUAUCUUGCGUUGAGGCAUUUGCUGCCACGUUUUGCAUCGUUGGGUUUGAGGAACUGGCUGUUCUCCUGUUGAACAAGUUUAAGUGGGGGAGCGUGUUUCUGGAACUGAAUAAAGUCCUGCUUGAACGCUACGCUGCGUGUCACUCAGAGGAAGAGCUGCUCUCGGUGGAGAAGGAGUUUCUCACGUCAAAACCAGAAGUGGAGGAGUUUGAUCCGUUUGAUGUUAACUCUGGAGUGGAGUGUAGGAAUCUAAACAGACAUCAGUGUGAUGAUAACAAUGACGACGACGAUGGUGAUUCGAGUGAGGACAGUGACGCGUCAGAUAAUGGAGACAAAGCAGAAGGACACCACUCGGACGUCGACGAUGAUUGACGCUCUCAUAUCAGGAGGAAAAUAAAGACUGAAUCUAAUAUUUAAAUCAUUUUAGUGCAACAACUGAAUAUAUUUUUGGAAAACUAUACACAGUCCAUUUUCCCAAAAAUCUGAAAACUUUCUAAUGUAAAUAAAGAUAAAUGCAGGGACUGAAACAAACUAUUCUUGUUUAAAAAUUUUAGAGGACUUAAAUUCGAUGGCAACAGAGUGUACAAAAACCAUCUGAGGAGGCUGUUUAAGACCGGAAGGGAAUGCCAGUAAACAUAAACCAGGAUCAUUUUCUCUCUUUUCUAUAUGUCAUCUCACUUCUAAUAUAUUUAUCUAUGAAAAAUGUUUCAAAACUUACCAUCUAAACUCAAUAUUUAAAGUAAAUAAAAUAUUAAGAAGUCAGCAACUGAAAAUAUGUAAUUGGUUUGGAUUUUAUGGAUUCUGUAUUAUAUUUAUAAUUGUAUAAUUGUAUUGUAUUCAGUAAUUGAAGAGUUUACUGUAAUUUAAGUCCCAAUUUAUAAAUUUAACAUCCAUGAUGCUUUACAUAAAUGCACACAAUAUGAGUUGCUUGCACAUUUGUGAAUGCUUUAUGACUAAUUAUAGAUGCUGCCAUUCAGAAGUUACCUGAUUUCAUCAAAAAAUUGCCAACAAUGAAUUUUCAGACAUGGAACAGCAGUGUAACAAGUCCAGGACUGACCUGGAUUACUGGCCGUACAGUUCAGUCACUUCAUAAAAAGAUGAUGAAAAAAUA
Nothobranchius furzeri (turquoise killifish) is the source of this 1916-nucleotide messenger RNA. It is a transcript of the gene tsr3, whose product is annotated as TSR3 ribosome maturation factor. The record is from RefSeq and is a predicted model, not a curated record. Gene Ontology annotation, molecular function: rRNA small subunit aminocarboxypropyltransferase activity. Gene Ontology annotation, biological process: maturation of SSU-rRNA. NCBI's taxonomy places the organism in Eukaryota, Metazoa, Chordata, Actinopteri, Cyprinodontiformes, Nothobranchiidae.